AUACCCUUCCAGCUUGCCUCCCUGAUUGGCUGGCUUCGGCUAUGCCGAGGCAAAGAGGAAGGAGGGGGCUGCGUGGCCGUUGUGGUUGAGCAUGCGCACUUCUGCGUGGGGAGCGCGGCGUGUCCUACGACCUUCGGCGUGCUUGUUAGCUUUCGAGCAGGUGGCGGAGGCAGCACCUCCUGUUCUUGCUGCAUCAGCCUCUUGCCUGGAGAACGAGGGGCCUUCUAGACUUGUGAGCCUCUAGCUCGGGAGUAGUAGAUCUCGUGACAGUACUUAAAAACCUAAAGUCGUUCCUGCAAGGCUAGAGGCUGCCCACGCCUGGCCCAAAGGACAAAACGGAGGAAGGAAGACACCCCCCACUAUGGAAGAAGGUCUGAAGGGCUGGAACCGCAACUGAAAAGACGCUUCUCCCUGUGGGCAGACCACAGUAUUUCAGAUGAGGCGGUUGCAUAGAGCAGGGCUUCUGGAAAAAAUCUCGAUAAAUAGGAUCAGACCCACUCCUUUGUAGAGAUUCUAAAGUUUUGCAGAAAAUGCUUCGCAAGCAUAAUAUACGGAAAAUAUUGCAAAUGGUACCUGGAAAGCAGCGCUUUGGUAUAUACAGAUUUCUCCCUUUUUUCUUCAUCCUUGGAGGUUGUAUGGAAUGGUUUAUGAUAAAAGGUCGAAUUGGCAAAGAGACUUUUUAUGAUGUUUACCGUAGAAAGCGUUCUGAGAGGCAGUACAAUCAAAACUUGGAAAGAAGAUGAAUUUCACCUCAAAGAGUUUGAAUGAAACGAGUUCUGAAUCUCUAAAUCCUUCUGAUAGAGCACGGAUGAGUCUAGUCCCAUGGAAUGUAUUUUUGCUACUUAAUUAAGAGGUAAAAAAUGUUACCUUGGUGUAAGCAGAACUAUCCAAAAACUAAAUAAGGUGGUUAUUUACUGUAUUUCACAAACAGUAAUUCUUUAUCAGGAGUUUGUUCAUUUUUUAAUAAACUCUUAGCACAAAC
This is a messenger RNA of Varanus komodoensis (Komodo dragon), 982 nucleotides long. It is a transcript of the gene SMIM4, whose product is annotated as small integral membrane protein 4. Bases 531 to 743 code for a protein of 70 amino acids. The transcript has 3 exons. The record is from RefSeq and is a predicted model, not a curated record. NCBI's taxonomy places the organism in Eukaryota, Metazoa, Chordata, Lepidosauria, Squamata, Varanidae.